GUUUACAUCUCUUCAUUGAGAGCCAAUUAUCUCGCUUUUGUGUGAGGCCCAAGAAUCACUCAUGCUGCCAGGUUUCACAGAGCUCCGUUGGAUCUAGCUGAACGAAUUGUUUUCCCUGUCUCUGUGUAUGAACAUUCUGUACAGGACAGAUUAUGACAGCUUCUUUCUUAAGGAGAGAAUGUUUAACUUUUAUCAAGUGAAACAUUUUUUUGAAAUACUGGAUAAAAUGAGAUGCCUGCGAAAACGUUCAACAGUGUCAUUCUUAGGAGUUCUUGUCAUUUUUCUUCUAUUUAUGAACUUAUACAUUGAAGAUAGCUAUGUGCUGGAGGGAGACAAACAACUUAUAAGAGAAACAUCCACUCAUCAAUUGAAUUCAGAACGCUAUGUGCAUACUUUUAAAGAUUUGUCCAAUUUCUCAGGAGCUAUAAAUGUUACCUAUCGCUACUUAGCUGCCACACCUUUACAAAGAAAACGAUUUCUUACAAUUGGACUUUCAUCAGUGAAACGAAAGAAAGGAAACUAUUUACUUGAAACAAUCAAAUCUAUUUUUGAACAAUCCAGCUAUGAAGAACUAAAAGAAAUUUCAGUGGUGGUUCAUCUAGCAGAUUUUAAUUCAUCCUGGCGUGAGGUCAUGGUGCAGGAUAUUACACAAAAAUUUGCUCACCAUAUUAUUGCAGGAAGAUUAAUGGUUAUACAUGCUCCAGAGGAAUAUUAUCCAAUCUUGGAUGGCCUUAAAAGAAACUACAAUGAUCCUGAAGAUAGAGUCAGAUUUCGUUCCAAGCAAAAUGUAGAUUAUGCCUUUCUGCUUAAUUUUUGUGCCAAUACUUCGGAUUAUUAUGUAAUGCUUGAAGAUGAUGUUCGAUGUUCAAAAAAUUUCUUAACUGCUAUCAAGAAAGUAAUUACAUCGCUUGAAGGAACUUACUGGGUAACUCUUGAAUUCUCUAAACUUGGUUACAUUGGAAAACUUUAUCAUUCCCGUGAUCUCCCACGCUUGGCACAUUUUUUAUUAAUGUUUUAUCAAGAAAUGCCUUGUGAUUGGCUAUUGACACAUUUCCGAGGACUCCUGGCUCAGAAAAAUGUAAUCCGCUUUAAACCAUCUCUUUUUCAGCAUAUGGGUUAUUAUUCCUCAUAUAAAGGGACUGAGAAUAAGUUGAAAGAUGAUGAUUUUGAGGAUGAGUCAUUUGACAUCCCUGAUAACCCACCUGCAAGUUUUUAUACUAACAUCAAUGUCUUUGAAAAUUAUGAAGCAAGCAAAGCUUAUAGUACUGUUGAUGAAUACUUUUGGGGAAAAUCACCUUUAACAGGAGAUGUCUUUGUGAUAGCAUUUGAAAAUCCAAUUAUAAUUAAAAAACUUAAAGUAAUUACUGGAACAGAAGAUCGACAAAAUGACAUUUUACAUCAUGGAGCCCUAGAUGUUGGGGAAAGUAGUUUGUCUUUGAAACAAAGUAGACAAUGUAUUAAUUACAUAAGACUAGGAGAGUUCAAAAAUGGAAACUUUGAGUUAUCAGAUGUAAAUCAGAAAGUUCCAUUUGACAUACAAUGUAUUAGGAUAUAUGUUACCAAAACACAAAAGGAAUGGCUGAUUAUCAGGAGUAUUAGCAUUUGGACUACUUAGCCAACUUAAUCACUAUGUUGAGUAACUGAUGGACGUCUUGUUCCCUUUUCUUGGUAACUUCCUGUUUGGCUACCUUUGCCCUUUGAGAUAAAACAAUAGAUGGAUAUUUCAAAGAAACUCAGUCAUCUGGGCACUUGAUUUACUCAGUCAACAUAAUUUUACUCUAAUUAACAUUUGUAUUUAUUUUAAUUCAUCAGUUUAUUAUUACCAAUAGUUUAUACUAAUGUCAUUUAUAUUUUUCAUAUAAUUUAUUAGUUCACAAUUUUAUAUUGAAUAUCAAAAGUGUUGCAUUAAGGCAGAAAAUGAGAACAUUCACUUUAUUGGAUAAUGAGUCUUUAAAAUAGUUGCCUAUUUGUAUAUAUUUUCUCAAGAAUGGAUAAUUCAUUAUGUAAUAAGCUUUUAUUAAGCAUCAGUGUGAAUAUGCAGUUGGAUAUGAUGAUAAUCUGUGUUUUUCUUAUUAACUUAUGUUUCCAUAAACUUCUGUACAUCCAAAAUUAAUACUUCCUCAUGGAAGUGCUGUAUUGCUAAAGACUUGUAUGUAGGUGUGGGCAAUGAAAAGAAAAAAAGUAUUUAAAAGUACCUCUCCCUUGUUUAUUUAUACAUAAAGGAAAGUUUUUCUUUGUAUGAAAACAUUUAAUUGAACACCUAUUGUUAACAAACUUUCUGUGAGAAGCAUUAAUUUUCUAGGUUCCAUUUUAAAAAAUAAAGAAUUAGUUAUGCUCAAUAUUUUCAGAUUAUAUUGGGUACCAAUGCAUAAUGGGGAAAAAUGGAAGAAUUCCUAUAAUUAGUUCAUUCUUAGAAACAUUUUCAGUAUAUGAAAAUUUUUAAUUGAUUUUAUAUGUUUUUAUUAAAAUUUGUGUGACUGAACUUGUUGUGAUUUAUCAUAUACAUUUUUAGGUUUUAAAUGUAUAUCAUCUAAGGG
Messenger RNA from Sorex fumeus (smoky shrew), 2537 nucleotides. RefSeq names its product MGAT4 family member C (gene MGAT4C). The coding region runs from base 128 to 1615 and encodes 495 amino acids. Gene Ontology annotation, biological process: protein N-linked glycosylation. Gene Ontology annotation, molecular function: acetylglucosaminyltransferase activity. Lineage: Eukaryota; Metazoa; Chordata; Mammalia; Eulipotyphla; Soricidae. The transcript is spliced from 5 exons. The record is from RefSeq and is a predicted model, not a curated record.